AUGGACAACUCCGAUAGUGUCAAAGCGCGUUUUCAGCCAUCAAAGCUCACACUUGGCAAAGCUGCAGCUCAUGUUAUCAAUAUCGACGUCGACUCGCUGGAUUGGAACAAGUCUUUCAUAUUGCUCGGUGGUGACUCUAUCCUAGCAAUCGAUUUCAUCGCCAAAUGCCGCGAUGCAGGUAUUCACGUGGACAUGACAGAGCUGUUGAUGGCUGAGACCUUGGGUUCACUCGCUGAAGAGAUAGACCGAAAGAAUGCCGGAACAGUUAAUGGAGUCAAUGGCCACGUAAAUGGAGUCAAUGGCCACGCAAAUGGAGACAACGGUUUUCCUCUUGUCAAUUGGCAAGAUUCCGCGCUGGACGACUUGGUCGCGGACUUGAAGACACACAGUAUAGCCAUUAGCGACAUCGAAUCUAUUGCGCCUUGCUCCGCCGUGCAGGAAGGCUUCUUUGUCAGCCAGGCCAUCAACCCUACUUCCUAUAUCAGCCAUAUUUCUAUGAGGCUGCUUUCAACCUCUGCCGAUGGUCGCCGACCUGCAACGGAGAGGGUUGUCGAUGCAUGGAGAGACAUUGUCAAACGCCAUGCAAUCCUCAGGACGACAUUUAUCGAGAGCAAUGACCGACCUGGCAAAUUUGACCAACUUGUCCUCAAGCCCAACACUAUUCCACCCAGUGUUAUAGUAUGCUCUUCAACAAGGGAUGUUCAUGCCGUCCCACCCUUUACUAUGCGCAAGUUUGAAACUCCGCUGCGUCUUUGUGUGUAUGGGGUCAGCGUCAAUGAGCUUCGACUUGACCUGGAAAUUUCGCAUGCCUUGGUGGAUGGACACUCUGGUAGAAUCUUGUUGCACGAUCUUCGUGCCAGCUACCUACGGGCUGCGUACUUCUCGGAGAACGCCCUUCCAUAUACGAGUUUUGCAUCUCACCAGCAAGCUGCCUUGAACGCAAAGAAUGCUUCUGCAGGUGUUGAGUACUGGACAUCCUACCUAAUCAACGCCAGCGAGUCUCAUUUGCCUCUUAUCGCAAGUAAUCCUCAACUGCAUCACCUGGAGACAGCCCGUUGUUCUAUGCCACUACCGGCCGGGAAGCUUCGCGCUGUCUGCAGUCAGAUGAUGAUUACUCCGGCCAACCUGUUCCAAAUCGCCUGGGCACUUGCCAUUCGACGCAUCAUCCUAUCAGAUAUCAUCACGUUCUCAUACAUAGUAUCCGGGCGUAACUGCGAUCUCGAGGGCGCCGACGGCACUGUGGGGCCCUUCCUUAACACAUUACCAUGCUGUCUCACAUUGACCCCGGAGACCAGGGCGGCCGAUGCACUGUCUUCGGCGAAACGAGACUGGCAAGACGGCCUACCGUUUCAGAAUAUUCCCAUAUCCGAUCUGCCCGUGGCAAAAACGCGGUCGUUGAAGCGGCUCGGAAACACGCUGCUCUCAAUUGAGCGAGAAGCAACAAACACACAUGUUUUCACAGAAGGAAUCUCCAUGACGCUAGACGCGAGGACAAGCGCAACAGACUAUGAUCUAUCAGCCAAUGUGAGAUUCAGUGAAGAACGAAUCGACUUGAAUCUCGAGUACUGGGCUUCUAGGGUAGCCUGGCCGGUUGCAAAGGCACAGAUGACGGCGUUCCAAGACGCAGUCGCCUUUUUGUUAGGAGGAAGCAGCAUGUAUAUCCGCGACUUUCCAAGCCAUGGCAUCGAAGACCGCCUUGCGAUUUCGAGGUGGAAUUCCGCCAUACCGCCACGCCUGGAACACUGCGUUCACGACCUUGUCCGGGACAAGAUGGCGGCCCAGCCAAGGGCACAGGCCAUUAGCGCUUGGGAUGGCAAGAUGACAUACGGCGAGUUAGAUGAGAUGAGCCGCCGGCUGGCCUACCAUCUGGUAGAACGAGGUGUCGGUCCAGAGGUGAUGGUUGGUUUGUGCAUGGACAAGUCGAAAAUAGGAGUAGUGGCGAUGUUGGCAAUUCUCCGCGCCGGUGGCGCCGUGGUGCCUCUUGGGGUGCAGCAUCCACUGGGGCGUAUUGAGCGCAUCGUGAAAGACACUUCCGCGCCGGUAAUGCUAGUCGAUCGCGCUCACAAGCGGCGGCUGGCGGCGCUGGCGGCGCAUACGCAGCUUCUUGAGGUUGACUCUUUCUUCGAUACGACCCCGGCAACCCCGAAACCGUCCGCCGAGCCCUGCGUAUCCGUACGGCCAAAAAACGUGGCCUGGGUGAUGUACACUUCCGGCAGCACUGGAACGCCCAAGGGAGUUGUGCUUGAACACGGCGCCCUUGCAACUAGCAUCCUUGCUCAUGGGCGCGCAUUCGGUAUCCAGCCCCACGAUCGCUUAUCACAGUUUGCGGCAUACACCUUUGAUGUUUCCAUUGCAGAAAUCAUGACGCCUCUCUCGAUCGGCGCUUGUAUCUGUGUUCCAUCCGAACAUGAUCGCAUAACCCGCCUCACUACCUUCCUGUCAAAAGCGAAUGUCACUGUGGCUACCCUGACCUCAACCGUAGCAGCGCUAGUCCAGCCGCAAGACACACCGACAAUCCGAACGCUUAUUUUGACUGGCGAGGCCAUCUUACCAAAGGUUGUUGAUCAAUGGAUACAACAGGCUACUGUUGUGAAUGCUUACGGCCCCUCGGAGAGCUCUAUAUGGAUAACAGGUAAGAAAGUCCGGGAUAGUUCAGAGACUAAUAAUAUAGGAACGUCGCUUGCCGGCGGACUCUGGGUAGUUAACCCAGCGAACAUCACGGAACUGGUUCCAGUCGGCGCGCUAGGCGAGCUCUUAAUCGAAGGCCCGCUGUUGGCGCGUGGGUAUCUCAACGAUCCGGGAAAGACAGCAGCCGCGUUUGUGACAGAUCCAGCGUUUGUGGAGGAGCUGGGUCUAAACCCCGGCCGGCGGAUGUACCGUACCGGUGAUUUGGUACAACAGCAUCCCGACGGCUCCCUGGCAUACCUCGGCCGUCGCGACACACAGGUCAAGAUCCGGGGUCAGCGGGUGGAAACUGGAGAGAUUGAGAGUCAGAUUGUUCGUCUGCUCGUUAAUGCACGCGAGGCUAUUGUCGAUGUUAUCCGGCCGGCAGAUGAGGCCCAUGAUGGAGUACUAAUGUUGGUGGCCGUUAUCGAAUAUCCUGAGGCUGGAUUGUCUAGUCGUGGAGGAGAGCUGGAAUUAUAUGAUCCUGCGACAAUCACUGAGACCGCACAAGAGGCUAUCAAGAAAUUGGAUUCCGAGCUCGGGCAGGUUUUACCUGUAUACAUGAUGCCUACGGCAUUUUUACUUGCCCCGAAUAUUCCGAUGAAUACAUCGGGCAAGCUGGACCGCCGCACCGUGCAAGACCAGUUGCGCCUCAUGUCCCGCGAGGCGCUAAACAGCUUUUCCUAUUCGACAAUCACAAAGCAGGCUCCAACUACUGCUAUGGAAUAUAGGCUGCAACGUUUGUGGGCUGCAGUUUUAUCGCUUUCCCCUGACCAAGUAGGAAUUAACGAGUCCUUCUUCCGUCUUGGAGGAGACUCGGUGGUAGCUAUGAAGCUGACAGCAGCAGCCCGCGCUGAGAAGCUUCCUCUAUCCGUGGCUGACAUCUUCCAAUGGCCGCAUCUGGUGGAUAUAGCAGCCGUUAUGGAAGAGAAAUACGGCCUCACUAAUGGACAUGCAACAAAUAACUUGGCACACGAAGAUCCUGCCCCGCUGAGCUUAUGGCCUGAGCUCGCCCAGGCUGGUAUUGCGGAUACAGACCGGGCACGACUAUUGGCAGAUGUUGCCGCGCAGUGUGCCAUAACCACUAGCCAGAUUGAAGACGUCUAUCCAUGUAGCCCAUUGCAGGCCGGACUGAUGGCAAUUACCGCACAGCAUCCUCAGGCCUAUAUUAUUCAGCGUGUAUUCAGUCUGCAGGCCGACAUUUCUACUCAGAAGCUGAAGGCAGCCUGGACAAGGCUGGUGGAAGACCUGCCUAUUCUACGCACGCGUAUUAUCCCCUCAGUACAAGUUGACGCAUUACAAGUGGUGGUCCGGGGGGAGCAGCCGAUCUGGCAGGAUUCGGUGUCACUCGAGGACUAUCUUGCUGCAGAUAAAGCUACCCCUAUUACAUACGGCGGCGUUUUAAGUCGUACUUCUAUUGUCGGGAGCGAAGAUAGGACGAAUCGAUUUUUCGUGUGGACGACACACCACAGCAUUUACGACGGCUGGAGCAUGGCUAAGAUAAUGGAAAUGCUUGUGCAGCUAUUGCGAGGUGAAGCUGUUUCAGCCCCAGUGCCUGUGUCGCGCUUCAUCGCCUAUUUGUCCCAGCAGGAUAAGCAACAGACGGCAACAUUCUGGAAGAACCACCUGGAAGGCGCCAACUGGGCUCGUUACCCGGCGUUGCCGUCCCUACACCAGAAGGUCGUGCCCCACGACCUGCUGAAUUGCCAGAUCAGCAUUCCACGGACAGCAGGUGCUGUAACGACCCCGACACUGCUGCGCGCCGCCUGGGCCCUCCUCGUGGCGGCUCACAUUGGCGCCGAUGAAGCUAUUAUCAACGUCGUGCUCUCCGGCCGCAUGGCCCCCAUCAAUGGCAUCACAGAUAUCAUAGCGCCGACUAUCACGUCGGUACCUUUCCGUGUAUCUGCUUGGAGAGAACAGACCGUGCGUGGUUUCCUUGGUGCUAUACAGGAGCAAACCACUCAGAUGAUCCCAUUCGAGCAUACUGGUCUUCAGAAUAUUCGUCGUAUGGUUCCUGGCCUUGGCCCAGAAUUCGACCCUGGCCAUAUGUUUGUCGUCCAACUGGCCGAAGAAAGCGAGUCGUCGCCACCAAUGCAGAACAGGCUAUUCAGGAGGGAACUUACCACUGCAGACGCGUUUUACUCCCAUCCACUCAAUAUUGAAUGUACGGUGGGCCAGUUGAGCAGUGGUGUCGGGGUUGAGAUGCGGUAUGAUCGCGAAGUCCUCCCCGUUGAUGCUGCGCAGCGUCUUCUUGCCCAGUUCGCCCACAUCGUGCAGCAGCUAGCAGGCAAUGCCGAGGCUGAGCAGUUGCUUGGACAGAUGCAAAUCCUAUCUGCGGAGGAUGCUGUUCAGUUGUCCCAGUGGAACUCAAGUGUACCACCAAAGGUUGAUCGAUGCAUCCAUGAACUGGUGCAGGACCAGAUGGCCGCCCAACCGGCAGCGCCGGCUAUCAGCUCGUGGGACGGCGAGAUGACAUAUAGCGAGCUGGAUAUUGCAAGCCUUCAGCUAGCUCAGCACCUGGCCGGCUGCGGUGUAGGCCCUGAGGUGAUGGUUGGGCUUUGCAUGGAUAAGUCGAAGUUAGGAGUGGUGGCCAUGCUGGCUAUCCUCCGCGCCGGUGGCGCCGUGGUGCCUCUUGGGGUGCAGCAUCCACUAGCUCGUAUCGAGGGCAUCGUGAAAGACACAGCCAUGCCGAUCGUACUGGUUGACUGCGGCCAAGAACAACGUUUAGCUACGCUAUCGUCCCACACGCAGCUGCUUCCCGUCGACUGUUUCUUCGACACGGCUCCAUCGACCCUAACAGUAACGUCCAAUGGGCCGUUCACGGCUGUACGGCCAGAGAAUGUGGCGUGGGUCAUCUAUACUUCUGGAAGCACUGGCACGCCCAAGGGAGUUGUACUUGAACACGGCGCCCUUGCAACUAGCAUCUUUGCCCACGGUCGCGCAUUCGAUAUCCAGCCCCAUGACCGGCUGUCACAAUUUGCGGCAUAUACUUUCGAUGUCGCUAUACAGGAGAUCAUGACAACUCUGUCUCUUGGGGCGUGUAUCUGUAUUCCUUCAGAAGAAGAUCGUGUGAACCGACUUACACCCUUCCUAUCAGAAACCAAUGUCAGUAUUAUCACCUUCACAUCAACAGUAGCUGCCUUGGUUCAGCCACACGACGUCCCCAGUGUACGAGCGCUAGUUUUGAUGGGCGAAGCUGUGCAGCCCAAGGUUGUUGACCUGUGGGUUGGACAUGCCACUGUUAUCAAUGCCUAUGGGCCAUCUGAGUGCUGUAUACACACCACGGGAAACGAGAUCCGGCAUAGGUCAGAGGCCCUUAAUAUUGGAAAGGCCCUUGCUAGCGUCUUUUGGGUAGUUAAUCCGGCCAGCGUCGGACAGCUUGUCCCAAUCGGCGCGCCGGGCGAGCUACUUAUUGAAGGACCGCAAUUGGCACGAGGCUACCUCAAUGACCCUGCUAAGACCGGUGUCGCAUUUAUCAAAGAUCCAGCAUUUACCAAACAGUUGGGCCUAGGUCUCGACCGGCGGAUAUACCGCACCGGCGACUUAGUACGGCAAAAUCCCGACGGGUCCCUAACAUACGUCGGACGACGAGAUACACAAGUCAAGAUCCGCGGCCAACGAAUCGAGAUUGGAGAGAUAGAGAGCCAAAUUGUGCAUUUACUUCCAGACUCACGCAAGGCUAUUGUCGAUGUGAUUCGACCAGCCGGCGAGGCUCAUGACGGCAUAUUGAUGUUGGUGGCUAUCGUCGAGUAUGCUAAGGCUGGCCCUGCCAUGAGUAGUUGCGGAGCGCUGGAUCUAUACAAUCCCGCAAUGAUCACUGAAGCCGCAUAUAAGGCCAUCGAGAAAUUAUACGUCGACCUCGCGCAGGUUCUACCGUCAUACAUGGUGCCCUCAGCAUUUUUGCUUGCUCCAAAUUUGCCAAUAAAUAUUUCUGGCAAGUUGGAUCGCCGUACUGUACGGAAAGAGAUGCGCAUGAUGUCCCGCGAGUCGAUAAGCAGCUAUUCCUGCUCUACCAUCACAAAGCAGGCCCCAAAAACUGCUACGGAACAAAAGCUGCAGAGCCUCUGGGCCGUGGCUUUAUCACUUUCACCUGAUGCAGUAGGCAUCAACGACUCCUUUUUCCGUCUUGGUGGAGAUUCGGUGGUGGCAAUGAAGUUGGCGGCGGCGGCCCGCGCUGAGAAUAUUCCCCUCUCCGUGGCCGAUGUCUUCCGCCUGCCCCGCCUCGAGGAUAUGGCAGCAGCUUUGGAAGAACAUCAUGAAGGCAAUAGCCCUAUAGAACCAGAUCCUCUUCCGUUUAGUCUGUGGCCAGAGCUCGCCCAAACGGACAAUACCGAUGCAGAACGAGACCGCUUGUUAGCAGAUAUUACCGCACAAUGUGGUAUUUCUCCUGACCAAAUUGAGGAUGUCUAUCCAUGCAGCCCGCUACAAGCGGGGCUGAUGGCAAUUACUGCUCAGCAUCCCAAGGCCUACGUUAUCCAGCGCGUCUUCCAACUGCAUGCCAACCUCUCAACUGAACGGCUCAAAGUCGCCUGGAGCCAGCUGGUUGAAGCCCUGCCUAUCUUGCGGACGCGUAUUGUUCCCUCCAUUCACACCGACGCGCUACAAGUCGUGGUAAUGGAACAACCAAUCUGGAACCACGGGGCAUCGCUUGAAGACUAUCUUGCUAUGGAUAGAGCCAAUGCUAUUACAUACGGCGGCGAGCUCAGUCGCACCGCCAUCAUAGAGAGCGAAGACAAUGAGAGCCGCACCUUCGUGUGGACGUCACAUCACAGUAUCUAUGAUGGGUGGAGCAAGUCGAAAAUGAUAGACAUGCUUGGGCAGCUCCUGAGGUUUGAGGCGCUGCCAUCUUCCCCGGUGCCAGUAUCACGGUUCAUCGCUUAUCUGGCUCGUCAGGAUGAGGAGCAUAAGGUGGCAUUUUGGAAGGAACACCUUCAAGGUGUUAACUGGACGUGCUAUCCGGCCUUGCCAUCCGGGCAACACAAAGUUAACCCUCGCGAUAAACUAACCUGCCAGUUGCACAUCUCUCUAAUGUCGGGAGCUGCGACAAUGUCUACGGUGUUGCGUGCCACGUGGGGCCUCCUGGUCGCCGUCAACACCGGCGCCGAGGAAGCAGUCAUCAAUGUCGUGCUCUCUGGUCGCAUGGCAGCCUUUGACGGUAUUACAGACCUGGUAGCCCCGACUAUCACCUCCGUGCCCUUCCGCGUAUCCGCUAGGAGGGAACAGACUGUACGGGGUUUCCUUUCCGAUAUACAGAAAGACGCUACUGAGAUGAUCCCAUAUGAGCACACUGGUCUUCAAAACAUCCGGCGCAUGAGCCCUGACCUUGGGCCAGAAUUCGACCCCGGCCACAUCUUUCUAGUUCAGCCAGCCGGAGAGAGCGAAUCAGCAAGACCGAUGUUCGAUAUAGGUAUGGACGCCGAUGAUGAAGCUACUGUUAUGGACGCGUUUGAUGCCUACGCGCUGAACAUCGAAUGCACCGUGGGCGGGACAAGUGAGGUUACAGUUGAGCUGUCCUUUGACCGCGAAGUUGUGCCGGUUGAUGCUGCGCAACGCCUGCUUGCUCAAUUCAGCCACAUUGCUGAGCAGCUAACACGCCAUGCGGAUUUAGAGCUGCCGCUCGGGGUUCUCAAACUGUUACCCGAGAAGGACAUGCUGCAGUUGAGACAGUGGAACUCUGUCGUACCUACACGCAUCGAACGCUGCCUCCACGACCUUGUGCGUGAACACGUGCUUGACCGGCCUUCUGCGGUGGCUAUCAGCGCUUGGGACGGAGAGAUGACGUACGGCGAUUUGGACGAAUCCAGCCGCCGGCUGGCCUGCCACUUGGCUGAUAGAGGCGUAGGCCCGGAGGUGAUGGUCGGCCUGUGCAUGAACAAAUCCAAGUGGGCGGUGGUCGCCAUGUUAGCCAUCCUCCGCGCCGGUGGCGCUGUCGUUCCUCUUGGAGUGCAAUAUCCUCCGUCGCGCAUUGAACGAAUUGUUAAAGACUCGGCUAUGCGGCUAGUCCUGGUUGACCCAUCACAAAAAGGGCGACUAGGCUCUGCAAUACCAGCCACCAUCACCGUCGAUGCCACCCUCCAUGACUCACUCCCUGUUACGGCAUAUGAUGCGUGUGCCACAGUCACAGCUGAGAAUGUUGCCUGGAUACUGUACACUUCUGGAAGUUCUGGUCAGCCUAAAGGCGUUGUCCUUGAACAUGCUGCACUCGCUACAUCAGUGCUGGCUAAUGCUCGAUUCCUCUCACUGUCAACGGAAUCUCGGACUCUCCAAUUUGCGGCAUUUACCUUCGAUGUUUGCAUUACCGACAUUUUCUGCACCCUGGUCAGUGGUGGCUGUGUGUGUCUCAUGUCUGAGGAAGACCGUAUGAAUGAUUUGGCUGGUUGUUUUCAAAAAGCCAAUGCGAAUUACGUCGAAUUGACGCCAACAACCCUCAAGUUACUCUCCCCUGAUCAGGUGCCGGCUCUCACAAAACUCGCUCUCGGUGGUGAAGCAAUAGAGCCGCAGCUUGUCGACAAAUGGAGUAGCAGUGUCCAACUUAUGAACUCAUAUGGUCCAUCCGAAUGCGCCAUUGUGUGUGCGGCCAGGAUCGUGAGUGGAACCAAGGAUGUCAAGAAUUUUGGAAAGGCUCUAGCAGGGGCCUUCUGGGUUGUAUAUCCCGGAAACCACAACUGUCUCUGUCCUAUUGGUGUGAGGGGCGAGCUUCUGGUUGAAGGACCAUUGCUGGCACGCGGUUACCUGAAUGACCCCGACAAGACCGACGCCGCUUUCAUUAAAGAUCCAGCGUUUAUACAGGGGCUGGGUCUCAGCCCUGGCCGACGAAUGUACCGCACAGGAGACAUCGUGCAGCAGAAUGCGGACGGCUCCUUUUCGUACGUCGGCCGAAUGGACACGCAGGUCAAGAUCCGUGGCCAGCGGGUGGAAAUCGGUGAGAUAGAGAGCCAGAUCAAUCUCCUGCUCCCGCCUGGACAUGAAGCCAUGGUGGAUGUGGUGUGUCCCGCCGGUGAGGCACUUGACGCACCAGUCAUGCUCGUGGCUGUCAUCGAGUAUGCUGAGGCUGGGCCUACCCCGAGCAGCCUCGGACCGUUGAAGCUAUACGAUGGCGCACAGAUUACCGAAGCUGCACGUAAGGACGUUGCAAAAUUGGAAGCCGACCUCGGGCAGAUGAUGCCGGCUUACAUGGUCCCCGCGGUGUUCCUAUUAGCUCCCAGUAUCCCGAUCAACGCGUCUGGCAAGCUGGACCGCCGCGCCGUGCGGUAUCAGCUGCGCUCGAUGUCCCGCGAGUCGCUGAGCAGCUUCUCCUGCUCGGCAGGCUCAAAGCAGGCGCCGACCACUGCUAUGGAACAGAAGCUACAAAGCCUAUGGGCCACGGCUCUCGUACUGGACCCCAAAUCGGUUGGGCUCAACGACUCCUUCUUCCGCCUUGGUGGAGACUCGGUGCUGGCUAUGAAGUUAACGGCCGCGGCCCGAGCCGAAAAUAUCCCCCUAUCCGUGGCUGACAUCUUCCAAUGGCCACGGCUGGCAGACAUAGCAGCCGCUAUGGAAGAGAAACAUGUCGAAGACAACGGCGCGGCGGACGAAGAUCCAGCUCCGCUAAGUCUCUGGCCAGAACUUGUCCACACCGAUAAUUCUAGAGUCGAGCGAGUACGACUGCUGACCGAUGUUGCUGCGUAUUGUGGCGUAUCCAUUAACGAUAUUGAGGAUGUCUAUCCAUGUAGCCCGUUGCAGGCCGGAUUGAUGGCGAUUACGGCACAACGUCCCGAGGCCUACGUUGUCCAGCGUGUAUUCAGCCUAGAGGCCGACCUGCUCAUUCAGAAGCUGAAGGCAGCCUGGGCGAGAUUGGUGGAAGCUCUGCCUAUAUUACGGACACGCAUCAUCCCUUCCGCAUAUGCCGACGCGCUACAAGUUGUGGUCAAGGAGCAGCCGACCUGGCAGAGCUGGAUGUCACUCCAGGAGUAUAUCGAAGCGGAUAGAACUACGCCUAUCACGUACGGUGGCUCACUCAGUCGUGCGGCGAUAUUGGCGAACGGAGAUUGUCGAUACUUUGUCUGGACGACACAUCACAGCGUUUUUGACGGAUGGAGCUUAAUGGAAAUGUCAAAACUCCUGGCACAGCUGCUAAGAGAUGAGGCUCCUUCGGCGUCGGUGCCCGUCUCUCGAUUUAUUGCCUACUUGGCCCGGCAGGACAAGGAACAGGCGGCGGAAUUCUGGCAGCGGCAGCUUGAAGGCGCCAAUUGGGCUCAAUAUCCAGCCUUGUCCUCUCCGCAGCAAGUCGUCAACCCGAGAGAUGUGAUUCAGCGACAGGUCGAAAUUCCCAACAGUCCAGGUGAUCGGACAACGGCGACGCUGUUGCGAGCCGCCUGGGGGCUCCUGGUAGCCGCCAAUACCGGCUCCAAUGAAUCAGUUAUCAGCGUUGUUCUAUCCGGCCGUAUGGCAGCCGUUGAGGGCAUUACUGGUCUGGUGGCGCCGACUGUCACUUCGGUUCCCUUCCGCAUUUCCGCAUCGCCAACUCAGUCUGUGCGGGAGUUCCUUACCACCGUACAUAAGCGGGCAACCGAAAUGAUCCCCUAUGAACACACUGGUCUCCAGAACAUUAGACGCAUGGUGUCUAGCCUGGGACCGGAGUUCGACCCAGGUCACAGCUUUGUUUUUCAGCCUGCCGAGGAGAGCGAAUCAGCCUUACCGAUGUCUCAUAUGCAGAGAAAACAUACAGAAAGCUCUGCCAAUGCCUUUGACGCAUAUUCACUCACAAUCGAGUGCACGAUGGCAGUGGGGAGAAAUGCAGUCAGGGUCGAAUUACGCUACGACCGCGAAGUCCUCCCGGUUGACCAUGCGCAUCGCCUACUAGCACAGUUUGACCAUAUUGUCCACCAGCUAGUACAAAAUGCUGAGACCGAACAGCCCCUAGGACAGCUGCAACUACUAUCGAGAGAGGAUGUCGUGCAGUUGAGCAGAUGGAACUCAACGGUACCCCCACGGGUAGAGCGCUGUAUUCAUGAUAUGGUGCUGGACAAGAUGGUAGACCAGCCGUCCGCAGUGGCUAUCAGCGCGUGGGAUGGAGAGAUAACAUACAGGGAGCUAGAUGAUUCCAGCCGCCGUCUGGGUUAUCAUCUGGUAGAACGAGGUGUCGGUCCGGAGACGAUGGUUGGCAUGUGCAUGGAUAAAUCGAAGUUAGGAGUGGUGGCUAUGCUAGCCAUCCUCCGUGCCGGUGGCGCUGUCGUCCCCCUCGGUGUACAACAUCCUCUAGCCCGCAUUGAGGGCAUCGUCAAAGAUACUGCCACGCGGCUCAUACUGGUUGACCGUGGUCAAGAACAGCGGCUGGGGCAGCUGGCGACGCUGACGGAGCAUACACAGCUACUUGCAGUGGACUCUUUCUUCGGUGUGGCCACGUCGACCCCGACACCAUCGGGAGAGCCCUGCAUAACCGUGCGGCCUGAGAACAUGGCCUGGGUCAUCUAUACCUCAGGCAGCACCGGCAUACCUAAGGGUGUUCUUCUUGAACACCAGGCUCUUGCAACAAGUAUCCUCGCCCAUGGUCGCGCAUUCGAUAUCCAGCCCCAUGACCGGCUGUCACAAUUCUCAGCCUAUACCUUCGAUGUUGCUAUCCAGGAGAUUAUGACAACUCUUGCUUUUGGGGCCUGUAUUUGUAUUCCUUCAGAGGACGAUCGUAUGAACCGGCUCAUGCCAUUCCUUUCAGACGCCAAUGUCACUAUCGCCACUUUGACAUCAACAGUGGCUUGUUUGGUCCGGCCAGAAAAUACCCCAAGCCUACGAACGUUAGUGUUGAUGGGUGAACCUGUUCAAAGAAAGGUUGUUGAUCAAUGGAUUGAUCAUACCGACAUUAUCAAUGCUUAUGGGCCCUCGGAAUGCUGUAUUCAUACCACGGGAAACAAGAUCCAGAAAAGAUCACAGGCACCUAAUGUAGGGAAGCCGCUUGCGGGUAUUUUCUGGGUAGUUAAUCCGGCCAAUAUUGGACAAUUGGUUCCAAUCGGUGCGCCGGGCGAGCUGCUUAUUGAAGGGCCACAGUUGGCACGAGGUUACUUGAACGACCCUGUCAAGACUGCUGCUGCCUUUAUCAACAACCCGGCAUUUACGGAAGAUAUGGGCCUAAAUGGCCGACGGAUGUACCGCACUGGUGAUAUGGUGCAGCAGAAUGCAGACGGCUCGGUUAUAUAUCUUGGUCGCCGCGACACUCAGGUCAAGAUCCGCGGCCAACGAGUCGAAAUUGGAGAGAUCGAGAGCCAGAUCGUGCAUUUGCUUCCAGAUGCUUCUAAAGCGAUCGUCGAUGUGGUGCAACCGGCUGGCGAGGCACAUGAUGGAGUUCUGAUGUUGGUCGCCGUCAUCGAAUACCCUAGGGCUGGAUUAUCCAGCAGUGGAGAGUUGGACUUGUCUGACGAUUCACACAUCACCGAUGCGACCCGUAAUGGCCUCCAGGGGUUGGAAAUCGAGCUCGGUCAAGUGCUUCCAACAUAUAUGGUACCCACGGCGUACCUCCUUACUCCAAAGAUCCCAGUGAACAAUUCUGGCAAGCUGGACCGCCAGUUCGUUCGGGAACGGCUGCGCCGGAUGUCCCGCGAGGCGCUAAGUAGCUUUUCCUAUUCUACAAUGGCAAAGCAAGCUCCAAAUACUCCUAUGGAGGAAAAGCUGCACAGCCUCUGGGCCGAGGCCUUAUCCCUUUCCCCUGAUGCAGUGGGCAUCAAUGAUUCCUUCUUCCGGCUUGGUGGUGAUUCGGUAGUGGCCAUGAAGCUGACGGCGGUUGCCCGGGCAAAGCAGAUUCCCCUUUCUGUGGCCGACAUAUUCCGCUGGCCCCGUCUUGUAAAUCUAGCGGAAGCUAUAGAAAACAAGAACGAGGACUAUGGCUUCACCGACAAAGAUCCAGCUCGGUUCAGUCUGUGGCCUGAACUCGCUCGGAUCGACCCCGAUAUGGAAGACGAGCGAAAACGAUUGUUGGCAGAUGUUGCGAUGCAGUGCAUCGUCACAACUGACCUGAUCGAGGAUAUUUACCCCUGCAGUCCCCUCCAGGCCGGUCUUAUGGCAAUCACUGCACAGCGUCCCAAGGCCUACGUCGUUCAACGCGUUUUCCGACUACAGGCCAACCUGUCUAUUCAACAGCUCAAAGCUGCCUGGACGCAACUGGCCGAAAGCCUUCCUAUCUUGCGAACACGCAUCAUUUCUUCAGCCCUUUGCAAUGCGCUUCAGGUUGUAUUGCGGAAGGAGCUCGUUUGGCACCAUGGGACGUCGCUCGACGACUAUCUCGCAACAGACCGAGCCAACCCAAUCACCUAUGGGGGCACGCUCAGUCGUACCGCUAUUGUUCACAAUGGACCUGACCGCUACUUUGUUUGGACAACACACCAUAGUGUCUAUGACGGCUGGAGUGUGACCAAAUUAAUGGAAUUGUUGGCCCGGCUAUUGCAAGGCGCAGCUCCGCCCGUUCCGGUCCCGGUAUCACGAUUCAUUGCUUACCUGACCAUGCAAAAAGAGGAGAAAGCGGCCUCAUUCUGGCAAAAGCACCUAAAAAGCGCUAACUGGGUUCGUUAUCCAGCUUUACCAUCCCCGCAGCAACAUGUCAACCCAAGGGACACACUUCAGCAAAAUCUCCACGUACCUCUGAAGUCAGAAGCCGCAACACUCCCUAUAGUACUGCGCGCCGCCUGGGCCCUGCUUGUUGCCACCAAUACUGGGAUCAAUGAUGCAGUCGUCAAUGUCGUACUCUCCGGUCGCAUGGCCCCGAUAGACGGCAUUACGGACCUUAUAGCGCCAACUGUUACUACAGUCCCCUUCUAUGUGUCAGCCUCACAGGAGCAGUCUGUGAAAAGCUUCCUUGCUGAUAUCCAGAACCGGUCCAUUGAGAUGAUACCAUAUGAACAUACAGGUCUCCAUAACAUUCGCCGCAUGGUUCCUGGGCUUGGACCAGAAUUUGACCCCGGCCACAUCUUUGUGGUCCAGCCAGCCGGGGAGAGCGAGUCAGGAAUACCAAUGUUCAAUAUGGGUAUGGACUUAGAGAAUGACGUUACUUCUAUGGAUUCCUUUGAUGCCUAUCCCCUGACUGUGGAGUGUACUAUGGGAUCAGAUGUUAGCGAUGUCGCAGUUGAGCUGCGGUACGAUCGUGACGUCGUCGCCGUUGAUACUGCACAGCGUCUUCUUGCCCAGUUUAGUCGCAUUGUGCAGCAACUGUCAGCUAAUUCGGAUACUGAGCAGCCGCUCGGACGGCUACAACUACUGUCCUUGGAGGACAGUGUGCAGUUGUCCAAGUGGAACUCGACGGUUCCGCCACGGAUUGAGCGCUGCAUUCAUGACUUAGUGUUAGACGAGAUGACCGCCCACCCAGAGAGAACAGCCGUGAGCGCGUGGGACGGCGAAAUGACGUACGGAGAGCUGGAUGAAGCGAGCCGUCAGCUGGCUCAACAUCUGUCCGCGGAGUACUGUGUGGGCCCAGAGGUGAUGGUCGGCAUGUGUAUGGAUAAAUCGAGGUUGGGAGUGGUGGCUAUCCUGGCUAUUCUCCGCGCCGGUGGCGCCGUGGUCCCUCUCGGUGUACAGCACCCAUUGUCGCGUAUUCAGGGGAUUGUCCGGGACAUUGCAGCGCCGAUUGUGCUAGUAGAUCGUGCUCACAAGGAGCGGCUGUCGGAGCUGGCGGUGCAUACGCAGUUACUUGCCGUGAACUCCUUCUUCGACACAGGCCCCUUGCCCCUAAUAGCGUCUACUGAGCCCUGCGUAUCGGUGCGGCCCGACAAUGUGGCCUGGGUUAUCUUCACCUCCGGUAGCACUGGAACGCCUAAGGGCGUUGUACUUGAACACGGCGCUCUUGCAACUAGUAUCCUCGCUCAUGGACGCGCAUUCGAUAUUCAGCCGCAUGAUCGGCUGUCACAGUUCGCAGCAUACACCUUCGAUGUUGCUAUCCAGGAGAUUAUAACAACUCUUUGUCUAGGGGCGUGCAUUUGCGUCCCCUCGGAAGAUGACCGUAUCAACCGGCUUACAACGUUCCUGUCAGAGGCUGGCAUUACCAUUGCCACCUUAACAUCAACUGUAGCCGCCCUACUCCAGCCACAAAAUAUCCAGACUAUACGAACACUAGUAUUGAUGGGAGAAGCUAUUCAACCAAAUGUCGUUGAUCAAUGGGUUGAGCAUGCUAACAUCAUCAACGCCUACGGGCCAUCCGAGUGCUGUAUCCACACUACAGGAAACAAGAUUUGGACCAGAUCAGAGGCACUUAAUGUUGGCAAGCCGCUGGCUGCAACAUUCUGGGUAGUGAACCCAGCUAGCAUGAAACUAGUUCCAAUCGGCGCGCCGGGCGAGCUACUUAUUGAAGGACCGCAGUUAGCCCGCGGCUACCUGAAUGACCUGGCUAAGACCGGUGCCGCAUUUAUUACAGAUCCAGCAUUUAUCGAAGAGUUGGGCCUGAGCCCCGGCCGUCGGAUGUAUCGAACUGGCGAUCUGGUACAGCAGAACCUAGAUGGGUCGCUGACCUACCUUGGCCGUCGCGAUACACAAAUCAAGAUCCGCGGCCAGCGAGUCGAAAUUGGAGAGAUCGAGAGCCAGAUCGUGCGUCUGCUGCCAAAAGCACCCGUCGUCGAACAUCCCGAUGUUGGACCAUCCAGCAGCGGAGAGCUGGAGCUGUAUAGCCCCGCAAAGAUCACGGAAGCUGCCCGCGAGUCCCUUAAAAAAUUGGACACCGAUCUAAACCAGGUCUUACCAGCAUAUAUGGUCCCAGCGGUGUUUUUACUUACGUCGAAGAUCCCGAUUAACACCUCCGGCAAGCUAGACCGUCGUGCUAUGGGGGAGCAGCUGCGCCUCAUAUCCCGCGAGGUGCUUACCAGCUUUUCUUACUCGUCAACCACAAAGCAGACACCAACUACUACUCUGGAAGAAAAGUUGCAGAGCCUCUGGGCUACGGCUCUCGCGUUAGAGCCCGAGGCGGUUGGGAUGAACGACUCCUUUUUCCGGCUUGGUGGAGACUCAGUCGUUGCUAUGAAGUUGACGGCGGCGGCCCGAGCCGUACAGAUUCCCCUAUCCGUGGCUGACAUCUUCCGCUGGCCCCGUCUGGCUGAUAUGGCAGCUGGUAUAGAAGAGAAAUAUGCAGUCGAGAAUGGUCAUGCGAAUAGUGAAGAUCCGGCCCCACUGAGUUUGUGGCCGGAACUCGCCCAGGCCGACGAUGUGGAGGCAGAGACACGACUAUUGGCGGAUGUUGCCGUUCAAUGUAACGUUUCUAUUGACCAGAUUGAAGACGUCUAUCCCUGUAGCCCGUUACAGGCUGGGCUUAUGGCGAUCACCGCACAACGUCCCGAGGCCUAUGUUAUCCAGCGGAUCUUCCGACUGCAGUCCAACCUCUCAAUCGAACGACUCAAAGCCGCCUGGACGAGGCUAGUUGAAUCCCUGCCUAUAUUGCGAACCCGCAUCAUCCCCUCAAUACGGGCUGAUGCAUUGCAGGUUGUAAUACGGUCGCAGCCAGCCUGGCAGGACUGGAAAUCACUUGAGGACUAUCUCGCAACGGAUAAAGCCACCCCUAUUACAUACGGCGGCGCCCUCAGUCGUACAGCAAUUGUGGCAAAUGAGGACAGCGCGAAUCGGUUCUUUGUGUGGACAACACAUCACAGCAUAUAUGACGGCUGGAGCGUGGCCAAGACGAUUGAAUUUCUCACCCGAUUAUUAAAAGGAGAGGCUCCGCCGGUCACAGUGCCUGUAUCACGAUUUGUCGGCUACCUGGCCCUGCAGGAGAAGGAAGACGUAGCAAAAUUCUGGAGGGGACACCUUGAAGGCGCCAAUUGGGCUCGUUAUCCAGCCUUGCCAUCCCCGCAGAGCAACGUCAACCCAAGAGAUGCACUCCAGCAACACCUCCGCGUUCCUCUGACGGCAGCAACUGCUAUACCUACGGUCCUACGCGCCGCUUGGGCCCUGCUUGUCGCUACAAAUACUGGGCUUGCUGAGGCAGUUAUAAAUGUGGUCCUCUCUGGUCGUAUGGCACCGAUUGAUGGGAUCACGGACCUUAUAGCACCAACUGUCACUACAGUCCCAUUCUAUGUAUCAGCCUCGCCAGCACAGUCUGUCAAAGGCUUCCUUGCUGAUAUAUACAACCGGGCGGCUGAGAUGAUUCCGUAUGAACAUACUGGGCUCCAGCACAUCCGGCGACUAGUUCCAGGGCUGGGGCCAGAAUUUGAUCCUGGUCACAUCUUUGUGGUUCAGCCAGCCGGAGAAAGGGAGUCAACAACACCAAUGCUCAAUGUGGAUAUAGAGCGUGAAACCACAUCUAUGGACUCUUUUGACGCCUACGCCCUUACAGUCGAGUGUACGAUAGGACAUGGGAUGAACGUCGAUGUCGACGUACGCUACGACAGUGCAGUACUUCCGUCUAAUGAUGCCCAACGGCUGCUGACCCAGUUUGGUCACAUUGUGCGGCAGCUAGCACAAAAUGCAAAGACAGAGCAGUCGCUAGGACAGUUGCAAUUGCUGUCCGCGGAGGAUGGCGCCCAGAUAUGCAAUUGGAACUCAAUAGUGCCAUCCCAGGUUGACCGCUGCAUUCAUGACCUAGUCCAUGAUAAGAUGGUUGAGCAACCGUCCGCAGUGGCUGUCAGCGCGUGGGACGGAGAAAUGACAUACUGCGAGCUAGAUAGCGCAAGCCGGCAGCUAGCCCACUAUUUGCUCCAGCACAAUAUCGGCCCGGAGGUCAUGGUCGGCAUGUGCAUGGAUAAAUCGAGGUUAGGAGUGGUGGCUAUCCUGGCUAUUCUUCGCGCUGGUGGUGCCGUUGUCCCUCUCGGUGUACAGCAUCCGGUGGCUCGAAUUGAGGGGAUUGUCCGGGACAUUGCAGCGCCGAUUGUGCUAGUAGAUCGUGCUCACAAGGAGCGGCUGUCGGAGCUGGCGGCGCAUACGCAGUUACUUGCCGUGGACUCCUUCUUCGACACAGGCCCCUUGCCCCUAAUAGCGUCUACUGAGCCCUGCGUAUCGGUGCGGCCCGACAAUGUGGCCUGGGUUAUCUUCACCUCCGGUAGCACUGGAACGCCUAAGGGCGUUGUACUUGAACACGGCGCUCUUGCAACUAGUAUCCUCGCUCAUGGACGCGCAUUCGAUAUUCAGCCGCAUGAUCGGCUGUCACAGUUCGCAGCAUACACCUUCGAUGUUGCUAUCCAGGAGAUUAUAACAACUCUUUGUCUAGGGGCAUGCAUCUGUAUUCCGUCAGAAGACGAUCGGAUGAACCGGCUCUCGUCGUUCCUAUCAGAAGCGAAUGUUACUAUCGCUACUUUGACAUCAACAGUAGCCGCGUUAAUCCGGCCACAAGACACGAGCAUACAUACCCUACUUUUGAUGGGCGAACCUGUACAACCUAGAGUCGUUGAUCAGUGGGUUAAACAUUCCACUAUUAUCAAUGCUUACGGGCCCUCGGAAUGCUGUAUACACACCACAGGAAACAAGAUCAGGGACAGAUCAGAAGCAAGCAAUAUAGGGUUGCCACUAGCGAGCAUAUUCUGGGUAGUGAACCCAGCCAGCAUCGGACAACUAGUUCCACGUGGCACGCCGGGUGAGCUGCUUAUUGAAGGCCCCCAACUAGCUCGGGGUUACCUCAACGACCCUGUCAAGACCGCCGCCGCUUUUAUCAAGGACCCUCCAUUUGUGGAGGCGCUAGGCCUGAGGCCCGGCCGUCGGAUGUAUCGAACUGGCGAUCUGGUACAGCAGAACCUAGAUGGGUCGCUGACCUACCUCGGCCGACGCGACACUCAGGUCAAAAUCCGUGGCCAGCGUGUGGAAGUCGGCGAGAUUGAGUAUCAUAUAGGGAAGCAGGCCGGCACCCAUGAUGCAGUUGUCCUUUAUAUGCGGCAAGGACCACUUACUGGUCAACUUAUUGCCGCUGUCAUCCUCAGCGAGACUGAGACCUUGGCAGUAAGCCGCCAUCAGAACUCAUGUGUUACGUACAUUCCUGAAGACCAGAAGGAGAGUGCUCAAAUUCUACUACGCAAGGCUCAGCAUGACUUGUCGCAACAGGUCAUGCACUAUAUGGUGCCGAGUAUCUGGAUCCCCUUAGCAGCUGCGCCAAUCAAUGCAUCAGGGAAGACAGACCGGAUGGCGCUUACUCGCUGGAUUCAAUCAUUACCGUCAGACGAGAUUGCUGCCCUGGGUAUCACCGAGGAGAAUAAAGAUAAUGACCUACUAGCAACAGCCACAGCCACAGCCAUCGAGCGAUCGUUACGGGAGAUAUGGAGCGAAGUGCUUAAUGUUCCGCUCUGCAACGUCACAUAUUCGGCCAAGUUUUUCAGUCUCGGCGGAGACUCUAUCACAGCAAUGCAGGUUGUGUCAGCUAGCCGGGCCCGUGGCAUUCUCGUCACUGUACGCAACAUUUUAGAUAGCCAGACAAUCUCCAAACUGGCAACUCAAGCGCAGAGAAUCGAAGCUGCAGACGAUACAAAAACACCCUCUGGCAACAGUAUGAAGGUUUCUACGCAAGAGCCGGCCAACGCAGCACGAAUAUCUACAGCAAAAGACUUUCCGCUCGCACACCUGUCUGAUAGUGAUAUGCUACUAAUUGAGGGGCAAUACCUCAGUUCUAUUGGCCUCUCUUCACUCACUGAAAUUGAAAACGUUCUCCCUUGUUCACCAAUCCAGCAAGGCAUUCUUCUUACCCAGCUACAAUCACCAUCAACCUACUGCAUCCAGCACACAUGCCGCAUUAAGUCGUCUGAUCCUACAAACCACUCUGUCAGCGUAGACCGGCUUGUUGGAGCAUGGCGUCAGGUCGUUAUGCGGCAUUCCAUCCUCAGAACUGUUUUGCUUGAGCCGCUACCAGGCCAGGAGAGGUUCAUCCAAAUUGUCUUGAGGCAACCGGAUAUUGGAAUCUUCAGGCAGAAUGGGAUUGCAGAUACAGCUGUAGCUGAGUGGUUUGACUCGCAGCCUAUGCUUGACGUUUCAGACCUUCGACACCCUCCCCAUCGUCUAAUGCUACUAAGGACAGCCACGGGCGAGGUCUACUGCCGACUUGAUGUGAGCCAUGCCCUAGUUGACGCCUCGUCGCUGAGCCUGAUUAUCCGCGACCUUAUUACCGCCUAUGAGGGUACAUUGCAGGCUGGCGGUGGGUCGCAUUACAGUACCUAUAUAGAAUUCCUUGAAGGGAUACAGCCACAGGAAGACCUUCAGUUCUGGAAAGAAUCGCUAAGCCAUGCUGAGCCGUGUCUCCUAACGCCUCAAGAUCCGCUACAUAACUCCGAAGAGGGAAAAUUUGAGAAGGUGCUCAUGCGAAUUGAAGACCUUACUGCGUUGUACCGCUUCCGGGAUACAUAUGGCGUUUCAAUUGCCAGCAUUUGCCAGCUGGCCUGGACGCUGGUCCUUGCCAGCCAGAUGGGAUCCCAAAAUAUCAGCUUCGGGAAUCUAUCAAGUGGCCGCGAUGCGCCUAUCCCGGGGGUAGAAGAGCUAGUUGGUCCUAUGAUUAAUAUGCUUGUUUGCCACACGCAGUUGGAUUGGACUGCGACAGUUUCAGACAUAGCUCGCAAGUUACAGAGUCAUUUUGCUGAAGCUUUCGAACACCAGCGCACAUCGUUGGCUUCUAUCCAGCACGAGCUUGGGUUUUCAAGGGGCCAGCCAUUGUUCAAUUCCACAUUGUCAUAUAAGCGGCAACCCUUACCUGGUUCUGGACAAUCAUCAAUUAUUCUUGAAGGCCUGACCUGGGAGGACCCAACGGAGUACGAUUUGAACAUCAAUAUUGACGCAGGACCAACUGAGCUUGCAAUCGAUAUGCAGUUUUCAACUUCAGUAUUCUCAAAUGCAGCAGCUACAAACCUCACACAGAGGAUGGUGCGAACCGUCUACGCCAUCUGCGAGAACGCGAGUAGGCCGCUCGGUCAGCUUACUAUGCUAUCUCCAGAAGAUGGGGCACAGCUUUGCAGAUGGAAUUCAACUAUGCCGACACGCCUCGAACGCUGUGUUCACGACCUUGUACUUGACACGAUGGCCGUUCAGCCAGAAAAACUAGCUAUCAGCGCGUGGGAUGGUGAGAUGACAUAUGGCGAGGUGAAUGAAGCGAGCCGUCAGCUAGCAUAUCAUCUGGUAGAGCGGGGUGUCGGUCCGGAUGUAAUGGUCGGCAUGUGCAUGGAUAAGUCAAAGCUGGGAGCAGUGGCUAUGGUGGCCAUCCUCCGCGCCGGAGGCGCUGUCGUUCCUCUAGGAGUGCAACAGCCGCUGGCCCGUAUUGAGGGCAUCAUGCAGGAUGCAGCCACGCCGCUGGUUCUGGUUGACCGUGUUCACCAACAACGUCUAGCGCCACUAAGAGUCCAUGCCCAGUUCCUUGCCGUCGACUCCUUCUUCGAGUCCCCCCCAUCAACCCUGGCGACAAAGUCGUCCGGUGAGCCUUGCAUAAUCGUCCGCCCCGAUCACGUGGCCUGGGUCAUCUACACCUCUGGCAGCACCGGCAAGCCCAAGGGCGUUGUGCUUCAGCAUGGCCCCCUCGCGACAAGUAUCUUCUUCCACGGUCGAAGACUAGAUAUACAGUCUCACGACCGUCUGUUGCAGUUUGCGGCUUUCACAUUUGAUGCGGCUAUCCAAGAGAUUAUCACGGCUUUUGUGUUCGGGGCCUGUACCUGUCUUCCUUCUGAAGAGGAUCGCAUGAAUCGACUCACAGCUUAUAUAUCUGAAGCCAAUGUGACGGUAGCCACGUUGACAUCGACUGUGGCAGCAUUGGUUCGUCCGCAGGACGCCCCGACUGUACGAACAAUGAUCUUGAUGGGUGAAGCUGUCCAAGCGAAGGUUGUCGAUCAAUGGAUAGGACACGCCAACGUCAUCAACGCUUAUGGGCCCUCGGAAUGCUGUAUACACUCGACAUGUCAGAAGAUCCCCGACACUUCAUUGGCUCUGAAUAUUGGAACGGCCAUCGCCAGUGGAACGUGGGUUGUUAACCCGGCCAGCAUCGGACAACUAGUUCCCAUCGGCGCGCCCGGCGAGCUGCUUAUUGAAGGUCCAUUGUUGGCUCGCGGCUAUCUGAACGACCCCGUCAAAACUGCUGCUGCCUUCAUCGAAGAUCCAGCAUUUAUAGAAGAGUUAGGCCUAACUCCCGGCCGACGGAUGUACCGCACCGGCGAUCUAGUACGGCAGAAUUCAAACGGCUCCCUGACUUAUCUCGGCCGAAUUGAUGCGCAGGUUAAGAUCCGUGGUCAGCGCGUAGAAGUCGGCGAGAUCGAGUACCACAUAGGGAAGCAGGCCGGCAUCCAUGAUGCGGUUGUCCUUUAUAUGCGCCAGGGGCCUCUUAGUGGCCAGCUUAUUGCUGCUGUCAUCCUCAGUGAGACCUCAAUAGCAAGCCGCCAUCAGAAUACCGCUAUCAAACCCAUUCCUGAAGAUCAUAAAGAGGGUGCUCAAAAACUACUAUACAAGGCGCAGGGGGACUUAUCUCAGGAGGUUAUGCACUAUAUGGUGCCAAAUAUCUGGAUCCCCUUAGCAGCUGCUCCGAUUAACGCGUCAGGGAAGACAGAUCGGAUGGCGCUUACUCGCUGGAUUCAAUCAUUACCGUCAGACGAGAUUGCUACCCUGGGUAUCACCGAGGAGAAUAAAGAUGAUGACCUACUAGCAACAGCCACAGCCACAGCCAUCGAGCGAUCGUUACGGGAGAUAUGGAGCGAAGUGCUUAAUGUUCCGCUCUGCAACGUCACAUAUUCGGCCAAGUUUUUCAGUCUCGGCGGAGACUCUAUCACAGCAAUGCAGGUUGUGUCAGCUAGCCGGGCCCGUGGCAUCCUCAUUACAGUCCGCAAGGUUCUUGAGAGCCAGACAAUCCCCAAACUGGCAGCCCAGUCGCAGACAAGCAAAGAUACAAGCGAUGCAUCACGCGUGCCAGAGGGACUUUUCGCUCUCUCACCCAUUCAGCAAAUGUACUUUGACCAGAUUGCAUCCGACGGAUUACGCACUGAGGGAGAGUACCAUUUCAACCAAGGGGUCUCGCUCCAUAUCACAAAACGGGUAGAACUACCAGAACUUGCAUGGGCACUGGAUGCGGCUGUUGUGAAGCAUGCUAUGCUUCGCGCUCGCUUUCAGCACAGUCAGGACCAUGGCUGGCAGCAAUGGAUUGAGAGAGAUCUUACUGGGUCUUACCGUCUCUCUUCGCAUAGGGCCGCUGAUGCGAAGUCUAUACAGCAUAUUGUUGCGCAGUCCCAAGGCUCACUCAACCUCGAAGACGGGCCAGUGUUUGCAGCUGCGCUGAUCGAAUUGCAGGACAGGCAGGUUCUCCACCUGAUCGCCCAUCAUCUUGUUAUCGACCUCGUAUCCUGGCGUAUUCUCAUAGGAGACCUCGAAGAACUCCUUAGGCAUCGCAAACUGCCAAACCCGAGCAGCCUAUCAUUCCCUGUGUGGUUGGAGCGGCAAUACCAAUCAUUGAGCAGGUUCGUGAGCGAGAUCGGUACACCAGCGGAAGCCUUCGUGGCAGAUACGUUGCCGGUUGCGGUACCAACAGCAAAUUGGGAGUACUGGGGCCUUACUCCCGGUCAAAAUAUAUGGGGCAGCCUCGCUAGCUUCCAGACGAAGUUAGACUCUAACACGACGUCGUUGCUAUAUGACUCCGCCAACGCCACUCUUAAUACCGAACCAAUAGAGAUCCUGCUAGCUGCCUUCUUCCUCUCUUUUCGGGCGGUCUUUACAGAUCGUCCUGUCCCUGCCGUCUUUACCGAAGGGCAUGGCCGCGAGGCUGCGGAUAACGAAACGGACCUAUCUGACACCAUUGGCUGGUUCACAACAAUGACACCACUUCAUGUCCCGGUGGAAGCUAAUUAUAAUGGUUCUAUCGAUGUUCUGAGACAGGUAAAGGACCAGCGCAGGCGUAUUCCUGCCCGUGGUGUUCCCUAUUUCGGUAGCCGUUUCCUGACCGCUCGUGGACGAGAAGAGUUUGCGGGUCACGGCCCUGCUGAGAUCCUUUUCAAUUAUACUGGAAGGUUUCAGCAGACUGAGCGGAAGGAUUCACUGUUCCGUAUUGACGAUGGCGAUUACUCGAUAUCGGAUGUUGGCGGCAUGGUCAAGGCGUUUGCUGUGCUUGAUGUCACCAUCACUGUGGAAGCGGACGAGUUAUGUAUCAGCCUGCGCUUCAGCCGUCAAGUACGGCAGCAGGCAGCUGUCCGGAAGUGGCUUCAAGCAUAUCGCAACACUGUGAAGAACCUUGUGAAUGAGCUGGUGAUAGCAGCGCCGACAGCUACGGCAACAGACUUUCCGCUUGCGCGCCUAUCCGACAGCGACAUGGUAUUUAUUGAGGGACAAUACCUCAGUACUAUGGGCCUGUCUUCAACCACCUACAUUGAAGACAUUCUCCCCUGUUCACCAAUUCAGCAAGGCAUUCUGCUUACCCAAGUACAAUCGCCAUCAACCUACUGCAUCCAGCAGACAUGCCACAUCAAGCCAUCUGACCCCGCCAACCCCGUCAGCAUGGACCGGCUCAUCAGAGCAUGGCAUCACGUCGUCUCACGGCACUCUAUCCUCCGGACUAUCAUGCUCGAGCCGCUACCAGGCCAGGAGAGGUUCAUCCAAGUCGUCCUCAAACAACCAGAUAUUAGCAUCCUUAGUGAGGUCAACAUCGCAGACAGAGCUGUAGCUGAAUGGUUCGAUUCACGGCCGAUACUCGACCUGUCAGAUCUUCACCGCCCUCCUCAUCGUUUGACAAUAUUAAGAACAGCUACAGGCGAGGUCUAUUGCCGCCUCGAUGUGAGCCAUACGCUGGUUGACGCCUCGUCGCUGUCCCUGAUAAUUCGCGACCUCAUUAGCGCCUAUGAGGGUGCGUUACCGGCUGGCGGUUCCCAUUACAGUGCCUAUGUCGCGUUUCUGGACGGGAGACACCCCCAAGAUGACCUUCAGUUCUGGAAGACAUUGCUAAGCGAUGCCCAGCCAUGUCUCCUGGAGCCGCAGGAGCCACCGCACAAUACCGAUUACGAACAGGAAAAGCUUGCGAAGGUGUUCACGCAGAUCGAAGACCUUUCUGUACUGCACCACUUCCGGGACGUAUACGGCAUCUCAAUUGCCAGUAUCUGCCAGCUAGCGUGGGCCCUAGUGCUUGCCACCCGGACGGGAUCGACAAAUGUCAGCUUCGGUAACCUAUCGAGCGGCCGUGAUGCACCUAUUCCGGGGGUAGAAGAGCUAGUCGGGCCUAUGAUCAAUAUGCUUGUCUGCCACCUCCAGCUAGAUUGGGAUAUAACAGUGUCAGAUAUAGCUCGUAAGCUACAAAGCCAAUCCGCCGAGGCUUUUGAGCAUCAGCGGACCUCGCUAGCUUCUAUCCAGCACGAGCUCGGCUUCUCAAGGAUACAACCGCUAUUUAACAGCACACUGUCAUAUAAGCGGCAGCCAUUGGCUAGCUCCGAUCAAGCAUCAAUUAUCCUCGAGGGUCUGAACUGGAAGGAUCCAACGGAGUACGAUUUAAACGUCAAUAUUGACGCAACACCAACCAAGCUUGAAAUCGAUCUGCAGUAUUCAACAGCCAUAUUUUCAGAUACAGCAGCCACGAAGCUCGCCCAGGGCCUAGUACAAGCCAUCCGCGCUGUAUGUGAGAAUGCGAAUCAGCCGCUACGACAGCUUAGUCUGCUGUCAUCACAAGACAAGGCGCGGUUAUCUACAUGGAAUUCGAUCAUGCCGCCACGAGUCGAGCGUUGCCUCCAUGAAUUGGUGCUGGACCAAAUUGCCGCCCAGCCUGCGGCACCGGCUGUCUGCGCGUGGGACGGCGAGUUGACAUACGGAGAGCUGGACGACGCUAGCCACCGGCUGGCUCACCAUCUGGCCGGGCGCGGUGUAGGCCCGGAGGCGAAGGUUGGCGUAUGUAUGGAUAAAUCGAAAUGGACAAUCGUCGCGAUGCUAGCCAUCCUCCGGGCUGGCGGCGCCGUGGUCCCUCUCGGGGUUGGGCACCCGUUGGCCCGCAUCGCCGGCAUCGUCCAGGAUAUUGCCGCGCCGCUCGUGCUGGUCGACCGUGGCCACGAGCAACGUUUGGAUAUGCUAUCGGCCCAUACGCAGCUGCUUGCGGUCGACUCCUUCUUCGAAUCGGCCCCCUUGACCCCGACACCGUCCGGCGAGCCCUGCACAUCCGUUCAGCCCGAGAACGUUGCCUGGGUUAUCUUCACCUCUGGCAGCACCGGCAAGCCUAAGGGCGUAGUCCUCGAGCACGGUGGUCUUGUAACAAGCAUUCUCGCACACGCACCACUCUGGGGACUCUCUCCCUCAACACGCACGCUCCAGUUUGCCGCUUUCACUUUCGAUGUCAGUAUCUCUGACGUCAUGGCAACCCUUGCUUUUGGCGGCUGUAUUUGUUCACUCUCCGAAGACGAUCGUCUCUCGAGGCUCAAUCAGUCAGCUAGCCAUUUCCGGGUGACUUAUGCCAAUGUGACACCUACAGUCGCUCGCCUCUUAGAUCCAAAGCUGGUCCCUACACUGAAGACUCUGGUGCUUAUUGGAGAGGUUGUCGAUACAGGAGUUGUGGAUAGGUGGAACAAGGAUGCUGCAGUAAUCAACGGUUAUGGCCCUGCCGAAGCAUCCAUCGUGUUCCAUUGCAGCCCGCCUAUACUGGAUCCUGCAGUUGCAGGAAACGUCGGACAGCCCAUCGCAGGAGGCGCCUGGGUAGCCGACCCGGACGACAUCGGCCGACUGGUGCCCCUUGGCGCGCCAGGCGAGCUGCUCAUCGAAGGCCCGCUACUCUCGCGAGGUUACUUGAAUGAUGCCGUCAAGACAGCGGCCGCCUUUGUGACGGACCCGGCGUUUGUGCAGGAGUUGGGCCUUGGCCCCGGCCGGCGCAUGUACCGCACCGGAGACAUGGUGCGGCAGAACACCGACGGCUCGCUGACCGUCAUAGGCCGUCGCGACACGCAGGUCAAGGUCCGCGGUCAGAGGGUGGAAAUCGGCGAAAUCGAGAGUGAGAUUGUCCGCCUGCUGCCAGACGCGACACACGUCUAUGUGUCCAAGAAGGGACAGUCUCUGGUCGCCAUCAUCGAAUCAACCUCACCCGACCGGCAUACUUCUCGCGUCCCUGUGCCUUCAAUAAUCAUGCCCGAUCGUGAGCAGCAGAAGGCUUUUGAUUCCCUCCAUACCUCCCUCCUUGAAACGCUUCCCAGGUACAUGAUACCGUCCGCGUUCCUGGCUAUCAGUAAAUUCCCGCUCAAUGACAGUGGCAAGAUGGACCGUCGAGGAGUUCGCAUUUUGCUAGAUUCCAUACCAUCGGACAAGUGGCUUGAGUACACGGCCAAGUCUCGGAUAUAUCAGGCGCCUGUUGGCCCCAAAGAACAGCUGCUUUGCGAAUUGUGGGCCACUUGUAUUGGGCUUGAAAACACGGUUGUGUCGCGUACGGACAAUUUCUUCGAACUUGGUGGAGACUCUAUGACAGCCAUGACCCUUGUUCAGCAGCUACGAGGACACACCAUGCGGCUUUCUGUCAUCGACAUUUUUAAUUAUCCGGUCCUUUCUGAUAUGGCAGCAUAUGCCGCCAUGAACGCUGACGAGGUAGCGGACUACAAGCCCUUAUCGCUUGUCUCGCUUGAAGAACGAUCAAGUGUUCUUGAGUGCGUGCCGGUUGAAAAGGCACAGGACGUGCUUGAUAUUCUGCCAACAACAGACUUUCAAGCCCAGAUUAUAAGAGAAAACAUGGCCCCGGAACGCAGGCAACUGAAUUAUUUUGCUUUCGACGCGAGCGGUCCCUGUGACAUAUCCGGGGUGAUGUCGGCAGUUGCUGAUCUUGCCAUGAAAUUUGAGUCACUUCGCACCGGAUUUGCCAGACCUAGCGGCCAGAAAUUCUUACAAGUUGUCUACGCCAAAUGGCAACCAGAGGUCCGCGUCUUCCACACCGAUAUGGAUCUUGAUGCCUUCUGUCGAGACUCAUUGGACCAAGAAAUGUUCGCAACGCCAAGUCUUGCACGACCAAUGUUCGAUGUCGCUGUUGUCAUUGCCCCUAUGAAUCAACAUCGCAUCGUGUUCCGUAUCUCGCAUGCCCUAUAUGAUGGAGCUACUUUGCAUCGGGUCUGGACAACAUUAGAAGAGAUCAUUACAGGGCAACUUACGGGCAAUUCGGUUCCUGUUGGGUCGUAUUUCCGAAGUCUACAAGCCCGGACAACACGAGAAACCGAAGACUACUGGCGUGAGCUUCUUCGUGGAGCUAACAUUCCGUCCAUUAGUGAACAUACCGAGCCCCAGGUCUCACGACUAGGUCUUAUUUCCGGCGAGCCAAUUGCGUUGGGAUCAAGAAGUGGACAACCAGACUUCCCAAUUGCCGUGGCUGUCAAAGCCGCUUGGGGUAUAGUAUUGGGCCUGCACACGUCGAGUCGUGAUGUUGUGUUUGCCGACAUCUAUACGGGACGGAACUCAGUACAUCCAUCAGCCGCAGGCGCUGUUGCGUGCUGUGCCAGAGCGGUUCCAUGCCGUGUCGCCUACGAACCUGAAUGGACACUGGAAACACUGCUCGAACAGCUCAGGAAACAACAAGUCGACAGUAUGAGACAUGAAGGUCUCGAGUUCCCGACAAUCGCUCAGCGUUGGAUGGGAUGGCCGGAAGAAGAAGCAGCAGACUUGCGAGCCAGCGUGGUGAAUCAUCUGAGAGCGUCAAAGGAGGACCUAUUACUAGGUGGUACAGUCUACAAGCGGACGGAGGUUAGCCCGAGGCAACCCUACGCAUCCAUUGACUUUGCCAUCGAGACAGUAGAGGAGGAAGAUGGUUCACUAUCAAUGGGCAUUGCAUUUGCCGCCGACCGGAUCCGUGACCAGCUGGCAAGAACACUGCUUAAUCGAUUCCGAGCCACUUUGGAGACGAUCCUGGCGCAUGGACAGUGCAGUGUCAGCCAAUUGAUCGAAAGAGUGACCGGCCCCGCGGCGAGGUCUUAG
Penicillium cinerascens is the source of this 29439-nucleotide messenger RNA. RefSeq names its product Nonribosomal peptide synthetases (NRPS). Gene Ontology annotation, biological process: amino acid activation for nonribosomal peptide biosynthetic process; secondary metabolite biosynthetic process. Gene Ontology annotation, cellular component: cytoplasm. The transcript is spliced from 3 exons. The coding region runs from base 1 to 29439 and encodes 9812 amino acids. Gene Ontology annotation, molecular function: phosphopantetheine binding; catalytic activity. NCBI's taxonomy places the organism in Eukaryota, Fungi, Ascomycota, Eurotiomycetes, Eurotiales, Aspergillaceae. The record is from RefSeq and is a predicted model, not a curated record.